This is a messenger RNA of Hippocampus zosterae (dwarf seahorse), 1881 nucleotides long. RefSeq names its product CCAAT enhancer binding protein gamma (gene cebpg). The transcript is spliced from 2 exons. Gene Ontology annotation, molecular function: RNA polymerase II cis-regulatory region sequence-specific DNA binding; DNA-binding transcription factor activity, RNA polymerase II-specific. Bases 223 to 768 code for a protein of 181 amino acids. The record is from RefSeq and is a predicted model, not a curated record. Gene Ontology annotation, biological process: DNA-templated transcription; regulation of transcription by RNA polymerase II. NCBI's taxonomy places the organism in Eukaryota, Metazoa, Chordata, Actinopteri, Syngnathiformes, Syngnathidae.
UCUCCGAGAUGAUGAGGUCACGCGCGUGUCAGCUCGUUCCAUCAAGUUCGACCGGCUAUUGGUUCAACGACACGUCAUUCGUAUCCGAGGUUGCGUCAUGUCGGCCAUUCUCCACGGCGAUUGGUCGAGCCGGCGGUCGGGGCGGGCCUCGGCCGCCUGCGAUUGGCCGGCGCCACACAUUGCCCUACAUGGCCAAAGAGAUUUCGCAAUCGGCUCGUGUCCAUGUUGGAAACCAAAACAGCGCGAGCGCGCGGCGACUUUGGGGGCAAUUCAAGCGGAAACUUUAGUCCCGACCUUGUCAUUUGUCACCGCUUCUUCACGCUAGUGUCGCCCCGAACAAGGUUCAGCCGCCGGUCAGCGGUCAGACAAAUGAGCCGGCCGUCGCAGCCUAAAGUCGCGUCAUCGGACCCCAACGGCGCCGGCGUCAUCCGCAGUCACAGCCGCGCCGCCCAGCCGUCGUCCCCGGGCGGCAAGAUGAAGAAGACGCCGGCGGACAAGGACAGCGACGAGUACCGUCAGCGGCGCGAGCGCAACAACCUGGCGGUGAAGAAGAGUCGCCAGCGCAGCAAGCAGAAGGCCAUGGACACGCAGCAGCGGGUCAACCAGCUCAAGGAGGAGAACGAGCGCCUGGAGGCCAAAAUCAAGCUGCUCAGCAAAGAGCUGAGCGUGCUCAAAGACCUCUUCCUGGAGCACGCCCACAACCUGGCCGACAACGUGCAGCCCCCCUCCGGGAACCCCGACGCCAGCCCCGCCCCCAACAACCAGUGAGCCGGGCGCGGCCUGGACCCGGCUGCCCGUUUUGCGACUCUUUUGUCUGCGCUCCCUUUGGCCCGGGUUCCUCUUCCUGCCGCCGAACGUUUCCACACCCGAGUCGAGGCGGCACCCGAUUUCCCGUUCUUUGCUCCGGGUUCUCCAGGUCUGCGCUUUUGGCUCCAUCCGGGUUUCGUGAGCCGAGAUUCGGCGGCCUUGACUCCUAGCUCUCGUUUGGGCCCCCAAGGCUCUUGCGCUUGGGACUCUCAAGCCUGGGCUGGGCUCCCCUCGCUUCUCCGUCCCCUCCAUUGCGGUGGCUUUCCAUUGGACUCCGGAGCCUUUCUCCUCUUCCUUCGGGACGUCGGACUCGAGCGUGUGAACCGCAGGCUCUCGGUCACACGCGUUAACUCUGGCCACGGGUUCUUUUGACUCCCGAGUCUUGAGCCGACGCCGUCCGUCCGUGUCGUCGAUGACGCUUGGCGCUCUGAGGUGAUUCCGGAAUCAACGUUGUGGAUUCUCGACUGUUGACGAUGACUCUUCCUGGGAGGUUCCGGCGUGGUCGUUCUCGAGCCCGUCAUGGCACCCUUUCUCCUUGGUGGACUUUGCCCUUGAAGCGCCGAGCUCGGAUUCCCAACUCUCGGGCUUUGGACUUUUUCAGCCUUUUUGGUGGCUCGGGCUAAGAGCGGACGUUCAUUGGCACAACACGGCCGGUGUUGCCAACCUCUGUUCAACUUCCGUUUAUUAGCAUGUUCUCCCUUAGCGUGGCUAAUGCUAAAGUUGAUUAGCAUGUUCCUCCCCCUUGAGAAUGUCUCCCGUGAAAUAUUCCUCAGCAUGUUCUUUUCCCUCGCAUGGCUAACACUAAAUAUGAUGUGGUGUCUUUUUUUUUGUUUGUUUUUUGUGGCAACGGCGCGACGGGCCGCUCGCUCGGUUACGAUGGCUUCCGCUUGACUUUGUUUGAUGCUGCGCUCCUUGCGGGUCCUCGUCAGGCUUUCGUGAAAUGAAACGUGUUGAAAUUAGACCGACAACAUCCAAUCUUAUUUAUUGACGCAAUUGGAAAGAAGAUUCUUUUUUUUCUCUCAUUGAUCUUUUUGUGCUCUUGAGUGAAACCACAAUAAAAUCCUGUUGGGUGGA